Messenger RNA from Pelobates cultripes (western spadefoot toad), 300 nucleotides. The record is from the annotation of a GenBank genome assembly. NCBI's taxonomy places the organism in Eukaryota, Metazoa, Chordata, Amphibia, Anura, Pelobatidae.
AUGUCCCACAAACCUCUCAACCUCCAGACACACCACCUUCUCUUUCCCUCUUCUCCUUCCUAUCUUUCAUUUAUCUUCUUUCUCGCUUGUGCACCCCACCCUCCCACUCCCCAAGUCCCCCCCUCCCUCUCCCAAAUCCCUAGACCCCCCAGCACCCACCUGAGACCCUCACCCACAGCCUCUUGGGUCAAGACGAAAGGGGGCUGGCCCCUUCUGGUCCACCCAUUCAAACCCAUAGAGUCGGCCAACACAACUCCAACUACAACACCUACAACUCACCAACACCACAAGACCCAGUGA